This is a messenger RNA of Anoplopoma fimbria (sablefish), 5970 nucleotides long. Its product is annotated as collagen alpha-1(XVII) chain-like. The record is from RefSeq and is a predicted model, not a curated record. NCBI's taxonomy places the organism in Eukaryota, Metazoa, Chordata, Actinopteri, Perciformes, Anoplopomatidae. Bases 420 to 5930 code for a protein of 1836 amino acids. The transcript has 57 exons.
CGACUCAAGCAGAAGCUACAGCAGCAGCAGCAGGGAGGAGUUCAACACUUUUCCUUUUUCACAGCCGACUAUCUGUCUCUUCAGAGCUUUUCGUGCCGUCUGCUACACCUGCCUGCCAAGCUCCAUUGCUGAUGGGCGCGGCUGGGACCUGCGCCCAAAUCUCUGUUUUGACUCGCCUGGGAAAGUUUAAGUAAAAAAAAAAAAAAAAAAAAAAGCACAAAAGGACGCAGGACUUUAAGAACAUCCCACCACGGCGCGUCGACUUCAUAUAUACACUUUAUCUCUCCAGUGGACGGGAUCAGUCGGUCCAUCUUGACAGGAGUCGGGAUUUGAUUGUUGUUCGAGCUGGCUGAAGUUGGCACAGUGUACGCAUGACUGUGGUCAACAUUUAUCAUCAUCAUCUCACCAGAUAAAAUGGGAUGGACGAGUUAACGAGGCAGAUGGACUUCUCAGGAGGCUUGUCAGAAGAAAAGGUUGUGACAGAAAGUGUAAUCUCCACGACCAGACUGACAUCUCUACCACCAAAGGGAACAAGCGGAUCAAAUCACAGGAAUAUGUCCAGCAGUGCUGGUGGGCUGGGCUUGGAGAAGAAUGUCUUAACCCAGAACAGCAGUGGAACUUAUUUCUCUUCAUCUUCUGUAGGUGUGAACACCAGCAGCUACAGCUCCUCCUCAGGAGUUUACCUCGGAGGAGACUCCUCAGGAGGUGAUGGAGGGGGGAUCUUCAUAGAUGGAGAGGGGUGGGGAAGUGCAGGAGGAGGCGGAGGAGGAGGCGGAGGAGGAGGAGGAGGAGGAGGAGGAGGAGGAGGAGGAGGUAGCAGAGGGGGCGGCAGUUAUCUCGUAAGCUCGGUGUCAAAGGUCAGGUCCAGCUCGUCGGGUGGUGCCAGGAGAGUGCAGACUGCUGGCUCAUCAGGAGGCCUGUCGCCAGCUUUCCGGGAGAGGAAGACCAUAUCCAGCCGCUCAGGAGGUUAUGACGGAAGUUCCAGCGGUAAUUCCUCUCCAGAGUUCACUCGCAAAGAUUAUGGAAUCUAUUGCUCCGGCACAUCAAGAGGGAGGAGCGAAAGCAGAGAGAGCGAGAUCAGAGCCAGAUUACAAAGUGCCUCCCCCUCCGCCAGCAGAUGGACGGAGCUGGAUGACGUGAAGAAGCUGCUGAAGGGACGCUCCUGCAGCGUCAGCCCCACUCGCUCCUCCAGCGCCUCCACCACCCUACCUGUUCCUAAAAAGGCCAGCGUUGAAACCAAGACCGUCUCUGUGGCCUCUCAGUCGGGUUCAACUUCAUUUGGCUCCGGUGUGAGAUCAGCUGGCUUCCAUACCAUUGAUACAUCAGGCUUUUAUGAUACCGGUCUGACAUCUGGGCAGUUUGACACUGGUGUAAAAUCAGGCCAGUAUGAUACCACUCUGAAAUCAGGCCAAUAUGAUACUGGUGUGAAAUCAGGCCAGUAUGAUGUUAGUCUGAAAUCAGGCCAGUAUGAUACUGGUGUGAAAUCAGGACAAUAUGACACCAGUUUGAGAUCAGGGCAGUAUGACACCAGUGUGAGAUCAGCCCAGUACGACACCGGUGUAAGAUCAGCCCAGUAUGAUACUGGUGUGAGAUCAGCCCAGUAUGAUACUGGUGUGAGAUCAGCCCAGUAUGACACGCUGGACGCUAGACUUCCUACUUUCUCCUGGUCCACCUCCACCCUGCCCGCUGCCUCCACCACUGUGGUCGCUGGCAACACCAGCAGCUAUGCGUACCAGGCCGGCAACAACAACAUGUCGGGAGGACCGUCGCCACUGGGCCUCACCUCACCUUCGUCCUUGUCAGUUUACGGCUUUCAGAAUAAUCUGGCACCCACCUCUCCCAGUGUGCUCACCACCAGUGGAGGCAACGCUACCAUUGGAGGUUAUGGCGUUCAGAAGAACUUGUCAAAUGGUGGUGGUGGUGUCGUCAGCUCUGGAGUCUCUACAACCACUAGAUCCCAAGCUGAUGAUUCAUAUAAGAAAGACUACAAGUUCCUGAUCUCCGAAAAGGAGAAUGUUCCAGUCAGGAGGGAUGCAGAAAUGCUCAUUUUGGCUAAAGACAGCGGGAAGCAAUUCACCAGCAGCAGCGCUCUGAUUGGAGGAGGGUCGAUAUCAGGAGAUUCAAUGAAGAAAGAGAAGCUUAUUUCAAGCUACAGUGAGACAAUGCCACUGAAGACAGAUACAGGCAACUCUUACUAUGGAUCAUCUGGAGUUGUAAUGAAAGACAAAGCCACCUAUGCAGAGAUUCACAGGGACAGCGGCAUCUUCGGAGGAGGAGGACUGUGCUGCUGCUCUGACGCGUGUUGCUCUUGGUGGAAAUGGCUGCUGGGUCUUCUCCUCCUCUCCCUGCUCCUGCUUGGACUCCUGUUUGGGCUCAUUGCACUGGCUGAAGACGUGAGAAAGCUGAAGAAUCGAGUGUCAACGCUCGAGGCAGAGUCCUCGGUGGCUGCUGCUCGAACCAGCCGGCUGUCAGGUUCUUCCAAUGACAUCAACACCUUUGGGGUCGCUGGAGCUGGAGCUGGAGGUUCCUCCCACACUGACAACACACUGGUCCUCGGCGCUGGAGGUGGAGGCUCGGGCUCCAAAACACGAAUCGGGAUUGCAGCUGGUGCUGGCGGCUCUGCUGGUGGAAAUGACGACAUCAUUGGAGGGGGUUCUGCUGGCACCGGUGUGGGUGGUGUGGCCCCGGGGGCCACCGGGGCUGGUGCUGGAGGUGCCGGUACCAGCUUCAGUGGCAGCGCAGGUGGUACAGGUUCUAGUUCCAGUGGCAGCUCUAGCGGUACUGGUACUAGUUACAGUGGCAGUUCCGACAGAGGUGGCAGUACUGGUACCAGUUUCAGUGGCAGCUCCGGCAGAGGUGGCAGUACUGGUACCAGUUUCAGUGGCAGCUCUGGCAGUGCCGGUGGUACCAGCUUCGGUGGUGGCACCGACCUCGGGACCGGAGUGAGUGGAGGACACAUGGACGCUGCUGCUAUUCAGUUGACGAUCCAGCGGAUGUUAAGAACUGAGAUGCAGUCACAGUCAUACAGAGCUUUUCUAGCAUCGUCAGUGCAGGGAGAGAGAGGACUGCCUGGACCUAAAGGGGACUCUGGACAUAAAGGAGAUUCUGGUUUCCCCGGAAUUCCAGGUGUGCCAGGUGCAAUGGGACAUGCAGGCCCUGAAGGUCCAAAAGGACAGAAAGGAAGUCAAGGUGAUCAUGGACAGGAUGGGGCACCAGGCGUCAGGGGGCGCGAGGGCCUGGCUGGCCCCAGAGGUGAGGCAGGACCUCCAGGCUUUGGAUCGAAAGGUGACAGAGGUGCCCCUGGGGAUCCUGGGUCAGUUGGACAAAAAGGUACAACUGGAGUUCCUGGACUUUCUGGAACACCAGGUCUUCAGGGUUUCCGUGGCGAGGCAGGGCUUCCUGGGCCUAAAGGUGACAGAGGGCUUCCUGGAACUCAAGGACUUAAAGGUGAUCAUGGUGACACAGGUCUCAGAGGUGUGAAAGGUGAUAAUGGUUUACCGGGGCUGCAAGGGCUAGCAGGAGAGACAGGACCUAAAGGGUCAAUGGGUUUGACUGGAGCCGAUGGAUUGAAAGGAUCAAGAGGUGAUUCAGGACAUGCUGGGCCACCCGGACUCAGAGGUCCUUCUGGGCCUCCUGGAGAUGCUUCACUUCCAGGAACUCAUGGGCUUCAAGGACCCCCAGGCAUACCAGGGAAUCCAGGAAGACCUGGAGCUAAAGGUGAAACAGGAGAACCAGGAAGAAUCAUCAACGCAGCUGGCUCCACGUCUGUCGGCAUCCCUGGACCACCUGGGCCUGCUGGCCCUCCCGGUCCUUCAGGUCCUCCAGGAUUAUCAGGUCCCAUUGGCCCUGCUGGUCUGCCUGGCCAAACUGGUGCUAAAGGUGACAGAGGAUAUAAGGGAGAGCAGGGAGAACAGGGAAUAACCGUGAGAACAUCUGAAAGUCUAAGUAGCUCAAGGUUCAGUGCCAGUGGAGGUUCAGGACAACCUGGCCCACCCGGCCCACCGGGUCAACCUGGACGUCCAGGAGAUUCAAGACAAGGACCCCCAGGACCACCUGGGCCACCAGGUUCUCCAGGUUAUGGAAGACCAGGACCUAAAGGAGACAGAGGAGAUGCAAGCUUUGCAUCCAGCUCUGGAACUUUCUAUACUGGACCACCGGGACCACCAGGACCUUCUGGGCCCAAAGGAUCAACAGGUUCUCCUGGACCAAGAGGAUACCAAGGUGAACCAGGCCUGGCAGGUCUGCCGGGUACCCCUGGAAGACAAGGAAGCUCUGAAAGAGUUUCGACUUACAGUGGAGGAAACGGGAUCCCUGGACCACCAGGUCCACCGGGACACCCUGGAGCCCAAGGAGUUAAAGGGGACACUGGAGCUCCUGGUAUUCCCGGCUCUUCAAGAGGCUCCAUCUCAGUCACCUCAGGCCCCCCUGGCCCUGCAGGUCCUCCUGGCCCUCAAGGCCUGCCGGGCUCCUUCGCUACUUCUAGUGAGAUGCGUCUAUACAUCAAUGACUAUCUAAGUAGAAGCAGACAGUCUAGUAUCCCCGGACCUCCAGGUCCACCUGGGCCUCCAGGAAUCCCCGCAACCUUUUCAGGCUCUAUUGACGACAUCUCCGUUCGUAUCCUUGCUUAUCUGCAACGUUCUGGCUCAGGCCUCAGCAUUGGUGUUCAGGGUCCUCCAGGACCACCUGGUCCACCUGGACCUGGCUCUGGGUCCAUGACGGUCAGCGGUCUCAUCUCCUUGCUUCAGAGAGAUGAUGUGAGGAGAUAUUUGUCAGGACCACCAGGGCCACAAGGACCACCGGGACCACCAGGGCUAUCAGGAGGAAUUUCAAGCAUUUACAAUAUUGAGGAGAUAGCCACAUACGUCUUCAAAAUCAUGAAUGAGAGAGGGAUUGCUAGAGGUCCACCCGGACCACCCGGUCCUGCUGGGCCUUCUGGUGCAGGGGGCUCUGGCUUCACCACCGCUACGAUUGACUAUUCUGCACUGAUAAGAAAUUCCGACUUCCGCUCUUGGAUUAACUCUGCCGUACAACACGGUCCUCCUGGUCCUCCGGGUGUCGCGGGGCAACCUGGCCCUCCUGGUCCUCAGGGGCCGACGGGAGUCUCCACUGCCACUGUGUACGGGUCGGGAGGUCGAGGCUACAGCAUGGAGGAAAUUCAGCGUUACCUGCAGACUUCUGGUUUCAGAGGUGUUCCCGGCCUUCCUGGUCCUCAAGGUCCUCAGGGACCACCGGGUCCAUCAGGCAGUUCCAGUGGAUCAAUUUCCUACAAUGGAAACUUCCCUCGGGAGAGUAUCCGCGCUGAAGUCCAAGAGUAUCUGACCAGUGACGGUGUUCGUCGUGCCAUCAUGGGACCUCCGGGACCUCAGGGACCGAGGGGUCAGAAGGGAGAUCGUGGAGAGCCGGGUUACAGCCAGAGCUACAUGCAGAGCCAGAGCUACAGUCAGGGCGACUCUCGACACGGCUCUCAGCGCAGAGACAUCGAUAUCAGCAAGCUGACUGAGACACUGGACUACUCCAGCGUCGCCAUUAAAGUGACGGACCUCAUCAAGAAUCAAGGCCUGCUGCAGGAGUAUCUGGUUGAGGGUCCUUGGAGGUCCAACGUGAGAGCGAUUCAAGGCCCCCCUGGUCCACCUGGCCCCGUCGGACCAGCCGGUCAGAGCCGCGUCAUCGGUGCCUAUGGCAACGUCACAGCUGACCUCAUGGAGUUCUUCAGAACGUACGGCACCAUCCCCGGCCCUCCAGGAGGCCCUGGACCCAGGGGUGACAGAGGGCACCCAGGACCCAGAGGAGAAAAGGGUGAUCCAGGGCGCCCAGGUUUAGCGGGACUACCAGGGACCUACACUGUCCAAAUUCCACACAGAGUGCAGAAGAGGGAUGCAGGAGAUAAAGUGAUUGCUCGCCGUCAUCGUCGUCACGCCAGCGGUGGCUAAACGUACUACUGGAUAAAGUCAGAUUAAUUUUAAGUUUUUU